Molecule: messenger RNA, 2262 nt
Organism: Myxocyprinus asiaticus (Chinese sucker)
Lineage: Eukaryota; Metazoa; Chordata; Actinopteri; Cypriniformes; Catostomidae
Product: charged multivesicular body protein 4b-like
Exons: 5
Coding region: 235-903 (222 amino acids)
Biological process (GO): vesicle budding from membrane; late endosome to vacuole transport via multivesicular body sorting pathway
Cellular component (GO): cytoplasmic side of plasma membrane; ESCRT III complex; multivesicular body
Source: RefSeq, a predicted model, not a curated record
ACCGAUGUGACAGACUCGUCCUCUUUAUACGUCAUGCACCGCGUGUUCUUAUGACGUGAUGACGUCAUGGGGCCUGGACUCGCGAAGGGGAAGCCGAGAAAACAACAAGCCAGUUGGGCCAAUGACAGACAGAAACCAAACUGAUAUUAACGAGGAUUUCUUGUUCAGAGCCAGUUUAAACUACUAGCCACAAUAUCAGUAUCAAUCAAUCCUUGCUGUCGUCCAGGGGGCAAGAUGUCUUUGUUCGGAAAGUUGUUUGGUAGCAGUGGAAAAGGUGGUAAAGCUGCAAGCCCACAAGAGGCGAUCCAGCGACUCCGAGAAACCGAGGAGAUGUUGACCAAGAAACAGGAAUUCCUGGAGAAAAAGAUCGAACAGGAGCUUGUAACGGCAAAGAGAAACGGCACAAAGAACAAAAGAGCUGCGUUACAGGCAUUGAAGCGUAAGAAGCGCUAUGAGAAGCAGUUAGCUCAGAUUGACGGCACCCUUUCUACCAUCGAGUUCCAGAGGGAGGCGCUAGAGAAUGCCCACACCAAUACAGAGGUCAUCAAGAAUAUGGGCUUGGCUGCCAAGGCCAUGAAGGCUGCCCAUGACAACAUGGACAUCGACAAAGUGGACGAACUCAUGCAGGACAUCACAGAACAGCAGGAGCUGGCACAAGAAAUUUCAGAUGCGAUUUCAAAACCUGUCGGGCUUGGGGAGGAAUUUGACGAGGAUGAACUGCUAGCUGAACUAGAGGAAUUGGAGCAGGAAGAGUUGGAUAAGAACCUUCUGGAGAUCGGAGGCACAGAGAAUGUACAGUUGCCUAAUGUGCCCUCUACAUCUUUACCUUCCAGACCAGCAAAAAAGAAAGAAGAAGAGGAUGAGGAUGACAUGAAAGAUCUGGAGAAAUGGGCUGCCAAUUAAUGCCUGCUCUGCUCCACCAAAACCCAUACACUAUACAAGGCAUAAACCACACUCAGAUACCUGUUACUAAAGAAACUGGAUGGACUAUUACAGUGUGUCAAAGGAUGAAGUCUUUGUGUCUAAAAUAGGUAAAUAUAUACAUAUACAAGAGGGAAAAAGAAAAGCAUUAAUGCAACCGCUCCGAAACAAAAUAUCUCUGCCAGGCUUACAGUCAACGCAUUCAACACACUCAUCCGAGCAAGACCAAGAUUUUGCUUUAUUUCUUCCAUGGCCUCAUAUUGGGACUCUUCUUGUAAGAAACAACUUGUUGUAAAGUUCAGUGUUUUUGUAUACAGCCCUACAUAAUCUGUAAAAGUACUCAUAUAUUUUCUUAAACUUCCAUGACAAGGUAUCCACCGCUUGCCUCUUGGUCCGAGAAACCAAUAGACACGGAAACCCUUUGCAUGCAGGGAAUGUGUCUGUUACAAAUCUGUUGUGUUUUUGGAGAGAACAUGUGGUUUUGUUCAAUUGUUUUCAAGAUUUUAAACAAAACCCAUUGUUCAUAUGCACUUUGGUGCAUUCAAGUUCUUUUUAAACUGCACGUUUUGUCCUGUUUAUGAUUCUGUGUGCAUUAAGCAUUUCAUAGUGCAUGAAGUGCAGGUUCCUCCCAUGUAUACUAAUCAUAAAAAACUUUAAAAAGUCCCUAAAAGAGGUUCUAAAUCAGCACUUAGUCCUCAUGAGUACAAGGUUUGGUCCCUGUUUGGCGCUUGAAUGCAGUGUGAUACACAAUACUAUCACAAUCCUCCUUUUAAACAUAGUUCAAGUCUGUGUGCUGCUGAAACUGGGUUUGUAAUGUAAAUAGGUUCCAUCACUCCAGAAAUGUUUACUGUAUUUGAGAUAUUUAUGGAAAUACUGUGACUACAAGAAUGAGCAUUCAUCCCCAAGAUUUCUUUACACUAGAAAUGGGUGUUGUAUUAAGGAAAAACUAUGACAAGGCUCAUUGUAGAAUUAACUUCAUGUGCUGUUAUUGCGUGCUGGUGAGCUGUAAAUGAGUUUGAAUGGAUUUGUAAUGGAUAGACAGUGCAGAAUAUUAUAAAAUCAUGCUUUUAUUUUACAGAGUACACUAUUAUAAUGUGCUGGUACAAUGGUUUUAUUCAUUUUCCUCUCCUAAGGGUCUGUAAAAUCAUUUUGAGGAUUGAAUAUUCAAAGGGUAAAGCGAUUAACAUGUAACUAUGUUAUUUAUCAGGCUCAGAAUGUUUAAUUGUUUAUUAUUUGUUUGUGAAAAGGGCUGUCUUUUUUGGCACUCUGAUUUAUGUUGUCUCUCUGCCUUUCAACUCAUCCUUUCAACCUUACACUUACAUUAAAGUUUUGCCAUGUUAA